Messenger RNA from Sinocyclocheilus grahami, 933 nucleotides. Its product is annotated as cilia- and flagella-associated protein 52-like. NCBI's taxonomy places the organism in Eukaryota, Metazoa, Chordata, Actinopteri, Cypriniformes, Cyprinidae. The annotation marks the transcript as partial. The transcript has 7 exons. The record is from RefSeq and is a predicted model, not a curated record. Gene Ontology annotation, molecular function: protein binding.
CACCCAGACAAAGAACAUCUCAUUUAUCCUCUUGGCUGCACUGUUAUUAUUAAGAGUCUGAGAAGUGGAAAACAAACUUUCCUCCAUGGCCACACGAACAGCAUCUCUUGCAUUUCUGUGUCCAAAAGUGGACACUAUAUUGCAUCUGGACAGGUCACGUUCAUGGGCUUUAAGGCUGAUGUUAUUAUCUGGGACUAUGAGAAAAAGGGGAUUUAUGCCCGUCUUGUGCUACAUAAAACUAGGGUUGAAGAUCUCAGCUUCUCCCCAAAUGAUAAGUAUCUGGUAUCUUUGGGUGGACAGGAGGAUGGCAGUAUCGUAGUGUGGAACAUUGAGAGUAAGGAGGCUGUAUGUGGCAGUCCUGCUUCAGCACAGAGUGCUGGUCACUGCCUCGCGAUCGAGUACACCAGCCUGAGCAAUGAAAUCUUUGUCUCUGCUGGGAAUGGAACUCUGCGUGUGUGGGAGCUUGAUUUGCCCAACAGAAAGAUCAGGCCCACAGAAUGUCAGACUGGACAGCUCAAGAGAAUUGUCAAAUGCCUGGAAAUCCCAAAUGAUGAUAAUUAUUUCUGCUGUGGAACUACUAGUGGGGAUAUUCUGAAAGUGAACCUAAAAACAAGGUUGCUCAACAGCUGUGGUCCUGUUAAACAAAAAUUCAGCAAGGGAGUGAACGGUCUUAAAGUCUUGAAGACUGGAGAUAUUUUAGUUGGAUCAGGAGAUGGGAUGUUGUCUUUGUGCUCAGGAAGGAAUUUCAAAACCAUUAACAGUGUUCAGUUGGAGGGAGGGGUGACAUCAGUGACCCUGCGUGGGGACAGACAGCAGUUCUACGUCGGGACAGAAGCAGCACAGAUCUACAAUUUAGGCUACACUGACUUCAAACCAGAGCUUAUUGCUACAAAUCAUAACAGUGCUGCAAAGGAUGUGGCCUUUCCUUUGUGA